UGAUAACGAAGGAGUCCCUAAACACUGCUAGUCAUGAUUCACUAAUUAGAACUGUAGGAAACUUAAUACCAUAUAAACCUAUUCGUAAUAUACUUAGCCAUAGAAAAUUGUUAGUAUUAGUGAAGUCUCACACAGUUAAAGAAAGGACAACGUGUCUAUAUUGAAUUACAGGACCAGUAAAAUCCACUGAUUUGGCUAGAUUUCUAGUUUCUCAUGGCCCUAAAGCUGAAACGAAGGCGAGAAUUAAGCACACUGAGGACUGAGGAGAGCAGAGCACGCUGGAGAUUGACCAUUAUUACUGUGUGCUGUGUGCUAGUCAUACUAGCAACCUUAAUAGUGGGGUUGUACUUUACCAUUAAGAUGGUGAAUACCAAGUUUUUCUUCUGCUCUGGCUCACUGAAGUUUAUUUCAAUUGAAAAGGUAUGUGAUAGAAAGGCUGACUGUGCAGGCCGUGAGGACGAAAUCUCAUGUGUAUCCAAACUGCAGACCAAUGACACAUAUCCAGUGAGGCUGAUGGGGGAGAGACUGGUCCUGCAGGUGUUCGUUAAUAAGGGUGGAUGGAGAACAGUGUGUGCUGAUAACUGGAGGACGAAGCACACGAGGUUAACCUGUCAACAACUGGGCUAUACAGCGAGUCCACGAAGUACACGAGUCCCGGUGAAGAGUCUACUUUUCAACUCUAACAAUGCAUUUGCUACAGUCAGCAAUGACUCCACACACUCUGACAUCCAGAGUUUACUCUCAGUCAGUGACAAAUGUCUCUCUGGCUCAGUGGUGUCUGUGUCCUGCUCAGACUGUGGAGAGGUGGUGGGAGAGGACCGUAUUGUUGGUGGGGUGGACACAGAAAUCGAACACUGGCCGUGGCAGGUUAGUCUUCAGUGGAACCACCAGCAUGUUUGUGGAGGAGCAUUACUGUCCAGGCGCUGGAUCAUAUCAGCUGCUCACUGUUUUACAGGCCAGACACGGGAGCUGAGACGAUGGACUGUGGUGUUGGGUCAGACCCAAGUGGCGGCAUCCAGGGGUGUCGGCAGCAUAGAGAUGAUUGUUGUCCACAGUUACUACAGCCGCUUGAGUAAUGACUAUGAUAUCGCCAUGCUAAAACUCACCUGGCCUGUAACUGUUGGGGAAUCGAUCUUGCCAGUUUGUUUACCCCCACACCAGCUGUCUGUGAAGGAGAUGCUUGUGGUGACUGGAUGGGGAUUGUUAAAGGAGAAAGGUGAGCUGCCCUCUGUGCUGCAGAAAGCUUCAGUGCCACUGAUUGACAGGUCAGAGUGUUCCAAGCCCUCUGUUUAUGGUUCUGCCAUAACUCCCAGAAUGCUUUGUGCUGGAUUCUUCGAAGGAAACAUAGAUGCGUGUCAGGGGGACAGUGGGGGUCCACUGGUGUACCUGUCAUCUCGUUGGCAGUUAAUGGGUAUAGUGAGUUGGGGAGUGGGCUGUGCACGGGAUGGAAAACCUGGAGUUUACACUGAUGUUAGUCAACUUCUCAACUGGAUCUACACUGUAAUGAAGAGACGUCCAUGAGAAGGUGAACCAUGGACACAUCACUUCAUGCUUUUGUGACACAAGAGGAAAGACGACAAAUCACCUCAGUGUUACUACAUAAAUCUGCGUUCUUGAAUCUAGAUAUUGUUACAUUUUAUAAUUAAUUUGAUGUUUAAUUUAACAAGUAUUAUGUCAAAACAUCAUGCUUUUUUUAGUCUCACUAGUCGCAUUAUGGCAGUUUUCCAGUCAGUACUGUAUGCUCAUUGUAAAGCUAAAGUACUCAAAGUGUUUUAAUUUUUUUUUCUAACCAAACGUAUUUAGAAAGCUAAAUAAAUAAAAUAAUAAAGCUCUUACUUGAUUCAUUUACCAGUCCAGCACACAUCACAACCUUUAUUUUAUCCAAAACAUUUUAUUUUAGUUGCUGCUUAUAAUAAAGAAAUCCAAUAUGCAUGACUGUGCAGUCCAAUGGGGAAUAACAGGCCUGCACACUGGCUUAAGGAAACAAUGGAAUCAAGAAUUCUGGAUUAUGGGCUGAGUGGACCAUCUAUGAUACAGCAUGUGUUUUACAUUCAGUUUUACAGGGACUGAUGUCAAACAAUGUCUACUGUCUGUAGAUCUGGAUUGAAGUAAAUUCCAAGUUAGUCAUUUUCCAAACCGUAACUCCUCCAAGGCAUUGUUCCUUCUGACUCUGUGGACUUGAGUCCUUGAGGCCUCUAUUCUCCUUGGUUUUACAUUUUUGUCUCAACAGUCUGGUGUAGCUCAGUGUUCGUAAAGCAUCUGAAUGUAUCUGAUCCAGCUUUUUUUUUUUUUUUUUAAACAUAGCUGCAGUGGUACUCUGAUGCUUUAACACUGUACAGUUUGCAUGCAAAUUACUGU
This is a messenger RNA of Sinocyclocheilus rhinocerous, 2358 nucleotides long. RefSeq names its product transmembrane protease serine 4-like. Lineage: Eukaryota; Metazoa; Chordata; Actinopteri; Cypriniformes; Cyprinidae. Gene Ontology annotation, cellular component: membrane. Gene Ontology annotation, biological process: proteolysis. The coding region runs from base 214 to 1521 and encodes 435 amino acids. The transcript is spliced from 11 exons. The record is from RefSeq and is a predicted model, not a curated record. Gene Ontology annotation, molecular function: protein binding; serine-type endopeptidase activity.